UGUAAUGAAAAUGGUACCAGUUGCUAGCUGAUGAACGAGAUAUCAAUCAUUACACUAACGAACUCAUUUCAUCUUAUUUUAAGGAUAUUAAAUGUUAACUUAUGCAACAUCAAAAAUAACUACAGUAUGAAAAUGUGGGUCGAAAAUGUGCGGUUCGAAAUGUUUUGCUGCCAUUUAAGGUUGUUAGGUCACGUGAUGUAAACAUAAAGGAAGACCGUGAUUGUGUCAAGGAUAUCUCCCAAUGUAUGUCACAGGGAUGGAUAAUGCCUUAAACACAAGAAAGCCAGCGGUUUUAAUAUGUCGAAGGAAACAGUUAAGCACCCCUUGGUUUUUCGUCUCAAUGACUUUGGUGAGGGACCAGAACUUGUUCGACAGGUCUUCUUAGAAAGAGGUUGGCAAGAAUACGAGGAAGAGACCCAACAUGAGUCUGAUUGGAACUUCUGGUGGCGAACAUCACGAUUUCGCUUGCGUGACUAUGAGAAUGUUUUCCAUUGGCAGAGGCUUAAUCAUUACCCAAACUCAACAGUAAUUACCAGAAAGGAUUGCCUGGUUCGUAACAUCAGACGUAUGCGAGGUGUCCAUGGGGCAGGAGUGUAUAAUUUCAGUCCAUUAUCUUUUAAUUUGCCAAAUGAUUACACAAGAUUUGUUGCCGAGUAUGGCAAACUGAAAUCUAAAACCGAUGCAAAUUUGUUUUCAUGGAUAUGCAAACCAGCUGACCUGUCAAGAGGUCGUGGAAUUUUCAUAUUUAGAGAUAUUUCAGAAUUGCAAUACAAUUGCAAUGCAGUAGUCCAGCAGUAUGUCGCAAAUCCUUUGCUGAUAGGUGGAUAUAAGUUUGAUAUUCGACUGUAUGUUGCAGUUCCAUCUUUUCAUCCGUUAACCUUUUAUGUGUACGAAGAGGGCAUAGUGCGAUUCAGCACUGAGAAGUUUGACCUGUCAGCACUAAACAAUAUCUUCUCGCAUCUUACAAACACCUCAAUCAACAAGCAUGGGCCCCAGUACCAAACAGAUAAAGAGCGUGUUGGACCUGGAUGCAAGUGGACUGUGACCCAGUUACGAUACUACCUUCACCAAAGCAACAUUGACGAUCGCAUGAUUUGGGCCAGAAUCAUCAAUAUAAUAAUUUUAACACUACUGGUUCAAGCGCCCCAGGUUCCAAAGCAGCGAAACUGUUUUGAAUUAUACGGUUUUGACAUUCUGAUUGACGACAAGUUGAAGCCAUGGUUAUUGGAGGUGAACUACAGCCCAGCCUUGAAUAAUGACACGCAGAUCGAUGUUGCAGUGAAGAAACCCAUGCUACAUUGCCUUAUCGAUAUGGUGAACUUCAGAGAGGGUGAUGCCGAUAGAGGCAGUAUUGAUAAAACCUUCAAUUCAGGAAAUAAAAGAACACAGGGUAGAGCAUCAGCCAAUAUAAACAACAAUAACAGACAAGAUCUGGAACGAACUAUCAGCUCAAGUCGGCUCAGUAAUCAUGGUAGCAUGCAAAGGAUGAAUUCCACAUUGUCAAUUGUGCUAUCGCAACAGGAGACAGUGUCCUUUAUACAUCAAGAUAACUUGUUGCUGCUGUCCACUAAUGAUGAGAAACCAUGUUUUGGUUUGCCCCUGGUUCAUGCUGUGGAAGAGGACGAAGAUGAUCAGUAUGUGAGUGAUUUUGAAGAUGCUCAAAUGUCCAGGUUGAAUUGUGACCUAGGAGCAUCUAGUCCACAGAACCACAACAGAUCUGGCGGAAUGAUAAGGUCCAGCUCUGGAUAUGAUAGAGAAAUGAGCAAGGUGACAUUGGUGGAAAUGUUGGAAGAAAAGGCUAAAAAGGUAAGUGAUACUGAUGCGAAAGGGAAGGGAGACAAUGCAGGGCAUAAGAAGUUAAGUUUUACGGACAGUGCAUAUUCAAGUUUUUCAGACAAUUCUGACAAAAAUACAUAUGGAAACUCGCCAUGGAAAUUUAAAAACCAUGCUCAGAAAAUGGAAACAAAUUCAGUGGAUCCAUCUGAAGAGGCUGCAAAGAGCUCAAGGGUAACAAAAGUGUACACAAUUAAGUCCUUAAGGCCAACAUUGAAUUCUAUCUCAUUGCAAAAGGUGUCCAAUCGAGGAGUUGCUAAAGGGAACGACUCAUACCUACCAUUAUAUAAAGCGCCUGGCAAAUUGCCUCAAUUUGACAGUAACAAAGCAAGUACUAAAAAGAUUCCUGACAGAUCUGUAUCGAGGAAAUCAUUAUCGCGUUUACAUUCCAAACGUGGCAGUAUUAGUGUCAGAAGUGAUUUGGGUAUAAGCAGAAAACCUCGGGAAUCAUGGUCGAGAGUAUCAACAAUAGUAAAAGGUGAGAAAGAUCUCAUUAGUCUGUCCCUAAGAACAGAAACACAACUAUCUAAUGCUAAAAUGAGCCAAAGAUCAGUGACUAUUAGUCAUUACCAAAAAUGCCCUCCGCCAAGGAUAGGAGAUUUCUUUCUAGUGUUUCCGUUCAACGAGCUGACCUACAAGACUGCCAACGCUACCCUGGACCCGCACGUGAUCAUCAGGGAGACUCAGAAACUCAUGAAGGACAUGAAGCAGCAGAUCGACAGCAGGCCGGGCGACACGAACGUCGGAGGUUUGUUACCGUUUGGUUCCCGCCCUGACGGGGGGCGACUCUGGUCCCCUGUUAGACCACCUCCAGAUGAGUAGCAGCACUAGCAACAGGGGAGGGAACAGGUACUCCAACAUUUAAGGUCUUGAAAAAACAUGCUUAUCAAUAUAUAUUUUACCAUCCUAGAUGUAACGCUUUUUCCAGCUUUUUAGUAGGGUUAUGUCGAAUUUAUUAAUUAUUAAAGGCCGGUUAAGGUUUUCCUGCAAGAUGAAAUAUAAGUUUUAGUGUGCAUGUAACAAGCACCUGUAUCAGUACCUAUUACAUAUAUUCAUUUGGAACUUAGCCCUCUUGUUUUAGUUUAAAUUUAUUCAUGUUUUACAUUUGAUUUGUUUUGUUAUGGUAUGUUAGAAGAUUGCCAACAAAUCAAAGUGACCUGUUAAAGGAAUGGAUGGUAUAAGUUUGGGUUGUGAUUGAUUGUUGAUACAAAAUUCAUAUCCUCAUACAAAUUUUAAGAAAGGACAUAUUGGAGUUACUCUGUUGGUCGGUUUGUUGGUUAGUAGGUCAGACAGAAUAAUGUGACAAAAGUUUGUGUAGCAAACUACUUACACUUUUCUCAAGCAAUUAAAUUGAAACGUAUAUAAUGCCACCCUUUUCAUGCCUUUUGGUCCAUACAUAGCAGAGUUAUUUGCCCUUGACCAUUGCUAUGAAAGUAGUGCAGAGGUAUUAGACACAUUUGUGAUAAAACUUUUGUUAUUUUCAGAUUAUAUAGGCUAUUGUGUAGUUAUGGUUACUUGUGUCUUUCAAUCAUUUCUUCCGUGAUCAUAUUGUAUAUCAAAAGUUAAUGUUUUCUCACCAUGUUACUUUUAUUACAUAUAUAUAUCAAGUAUGUGUUUUUUAUUAAAUUCUGUUAAUUCACAUAAUGGUAAGAUGUACUUCUUUUGUGUAAGCCUGAUGAAUCUAUAUAGAUUGACAUUUUGUAAAUCUCUAAAACGUAUGUGGAAGUGUAAAUGCAGUGUUUAUUUUCUUAAAAACAGUGACAGACGUUAGACGAGGAAAUCAAUUUUUGACAAAAUAGCUCAGGUUUUCCAAUAUGGUUUAGAGAAAGUUUAAAAGUGUUAUUUGUACGCACAAGAGGUUAAUAAUAUUUAUCUGAAAUUUACCUGUAAGGCAAUAUCCAUUUUUUGCCACAUUUAAGUAAAAUCAUUACGGUCUUUUGCAUCAAAUUUUGUUUCUUAUGAUUGUUAUUUAUUCAUUUUGUUUGAUUUCCACAUCAUGGCGUGGUGUCAUGGAAACUCAGCAAAUAUUACUUAGUAAUUUCCAAAUUACAUAAUCUACAUUAAUGUUUUCUCAAAAUGUGUAUAUGGCUUGUCUAUGAAAAUAAGGUUAUCACUGCACUUUUAAGUACUUGAAAAUCAAUUUUUAAUCAGUUCUUUAUGUCAAUGUGUACUGUACAGUUAUGGAAGUAUUUUUUAAUCAUCCGUUCAAACUGCCAAGAGGGCGAUAAAUGUUUAAGAAUAAUUUAGCCUCGUUAUGUGGUUGACUUUGUGUUUGACCAAUCAGUACCUCUGGUUGUGUUUGACCAAUCAGUACCUCUGGUUGUGUUUGACCAAUCAGUACCUCUGGUUGUGUUUGACCAAUCAGUAUCUUUGUGAUAGGCCAAUCAGUAUCUCUUUUUGUGAUAGGCCAAUCAGUAUCUCUGUUUGUGUUUGACCAAUCAGUAUCUUUGUUUAAUCAUUUUCCCAUUUCUGUUUAACACUUAGUUUGUUGUGCAGUUCAAGCAUUCAAACUUAACAUGUAAAUGUAUCAUUUGUCACCACAAGCAUUCAAGAUCAAUAUUUAACAUAACUUGUGCUGAACAUGUAAAUGUAUCAUAUGUCACCACAAGCAUUCAAGAUCAAUAUUUAACAUAACUUUUGCUGAACAUGUAAAUGUAUCAUAUGUCACCACAAGCAUUAAAGAUCAAUAUUUAACAUAACUUGUGCUGAAUAUGUAAAUGUAUCAUAUGUCAUGGUGAGCCAUUCUAAACUUCCUGCAAAUGUGACCUUGAUAAUUAACUAAUGAAUGUGGUUACAUGCAUUAAGUUAUCUUUGAUAUAGGUUACAUCAUUAUGCAAAAUAUUACAAAGUAUUCAUUGGAAAUCCAUGUAUAAAAUAUGUAAAUAAAACAACUUUACUGUUGAUUAGUAUCAUUAUAUUUUUAUAUUUUUACUUCUAUGCAAAAGAAUGAAAAAGAAAUUAUAUAAAUCUGGGAACAUGUCUAGUGGCAUUUAAACGAGAGAUGUUAAUUAAAAAAGUGUGAUGUUCUUUGAAAAUGUGCAUUUUUAAAGGCCAGUUUAUUGUUGAUAGGGUAUAUAUAUAUAUA
This is a messenger RNA of Dreissena polymorpha, 4918 nucleotides long. RefSeq names its product tubulin polyglutamylase TTLL5-like. Gene Ontology annotation, molecular function: tubulin binding; tubulin-glutamic acid ligase activity. NCBI's taxonomy places the organism in Eukaryota, Metazoa, Mollusca, Bivalvia, Myida, Dreissenidae. Gene Ontology annotation, cellular component: cilium. The coding region runs from base 298 to 2655 and encodes 785 amino acids. Gene Ontology annotation, biological process: protein polyglutamylation; microtubule cytoskeleton organization. The record is from RefSeq and is a predicted model, not a curated record. The transcript has 3 exons.